GAAAAUGAUUCGGUGGACUGCGUUUCUCUCUCCAACGGAUUAGCAGUAGAAUUUAGACAGAAAAACUAAAAGACUAGACGACGAGCUUGAUCUUCACCAUUUCUCUCUAUCGCUACAAAUCCGCCAUUGACGAUCUCCACACACUGUAUUCUCUCACACAGGGAAGAGUGCCAGCAAUGGAUAGUAAUAAUGGAAGUCCAAGUUUGUAUCCUCUGCACCGCUGUAAAAUAGUGCACUUUGUGAGGCAUGCUCAAGGAAUCCACAAUGUAGAUGGAGAAAAGAACUACAAAGCUUACAUGUCUCCUGAAUAUUUUGAUGCACACCUCACCAAACUGGGUUGGUUGCAGGUUGAUAAUUUGCGAAAACACGUUCGUAAUAGCGGUUUGUUCAAGAAGAUUGAUUUAGUUGUUACCUCUCCCUUAAUGAGGACAAUGCAAACAGCUGUUGGAGUCUUUGGUGGUGAGAACUAUCCACUAGAUAGGAUGGAGGGAUUACCACUUAUGGUUGCAAAUGCAGGAAACAGUGAACGCUCUGCCAUUUCAAGACUAGAUUGUCCUCCUAUCGUUUCAACUGAACUUUGCCGGGAACACUUGGGUGUUCACCCCUGUGAUAAGAGGAGAAGCAUCAGCGAUUACGUUUGUCUUUUCCCUGCAGUUGAUUUUUCACAGAUAGAGAGUGAUGAGGACAUUCUAUGGAAGGCCAACAUAAGAGAGACAAAAGAAGAACUCGUGGCUAGAGGAAUAAAGUUCAUGGAAUGGCUUUCAAUGAGAAAGGAAAAGGAGAUAGCAGUAGUUACUCAUAGUGGAUUCUUAUUUCACACACUGAAUGCUUUUGGGAAUGACUGUCACCCAUUAGUCAAAAAAGAAAUCUGCCAACACUUUGCAAAUUGUGAGCUGCGUUCAAUGAUUAUCGUAGACAGAAGCAUGCUGGGAUCCGACGAAACUUCAACCAAUUAUUCAGGAAAUCUUCCUAUUGGCCAAGAUAUCCCCAGCGAUUAAUUAAGAUGCGAUGAUGAGGCAUCUGGUAUCAUCUCAUUUUGUUUAUCAGAUUUAUUAAAAGUUUACUGGUCAAAAUGUGUAUGAUCUACUCUUGGAGAUGUUCAUUUUCAAAAGCCCUUGUUUGUUAAUUUCCAGAUUGAUUUGGUUUGUAUUAUUUAUGUGCUGUAAUAAUAUUUAAAUGAAAUUAUCUUUUAAGUAUAAUAAGAUUGCUAAUUAUUUUUGUGGGUUCUA
Impatiens glandulifera is the source of this 1229-nucleotide messenger RNA. RefSeq names its product phosphoglycerate mutase-like protein 1. Gene Ontology annotation, molecular function: phosphatase activity. The coding region runs from base 177 to 998 and encodes 273 amino acids. The record is from RefSeq and is a predicted model, not a curated record. The transcript is spliced from 10 exons. NCBI's taxonomy places the organism in Eukaryota, Viridiplantae, Streptophyta, Magnoliopsida, Ericales, Balsaminaceae. Gene Ontology annotation, cellular component: cytoplasm.